AGGGGAGAGGGAGUGCUCACAGCGCCGGAGAGUUUCCGUAGAGCUUGUUUGGCAUAGGUCGGGCGGGUUCUUGGAAGGGAGGAGGUAUGAGUGCCGGCGACUUACAGCAGCAGCGUCUGGAGCUCCUGGAGUGCUUUUCCAACCGCUUGGUUGAAAUCAUCCAGGUGGAACCCGUGUUGGACUUCAUCCAAUUCAUGAACGAGGCGGACAAGGAGGAGAUCAGAGCAAGGAAGACACAAAAGGGCAACCAGGCAGGCGCCCGCCUGCUGUUGACCAAGAUCACCCAGACGCCAUCAGCAGAAGGUUGGUUUGGCCAGUUUGUCACCGCGCUGAGAGAGGGGGGUUGUUCAUAUGCUGCCCAAUACAUUGACCCCGAGGCAGGACAUCUGAUGCCACCUUCUCUGGAAGCCCGCAACGACCUGGAGGUGCAGCUGGUCAGACUCCUCUCCCCAACCUUGAUCAGUAAGAUGACCCCCCGUGAAGUGGCCAUCCAAUGUUGGAAUAUAGACAUUUUUACCAUGGAUGACCUGGAAAACGUUUUCCAGGAAACCACCAAGUCUGGAGAAAAAGCAGGAAUCCGCGAGCUACUGACAAGAUUAGUGGUGAAACCUCCAGGCUGGUUCUCCAGGUUCUUGGACAUCUUGCGAAAGACGGGUCACGAGGAUCUUGCAGAUAUACUAGCUGGCAAUGAUUUCAAGACCGACACAGAAGACUCGUCUGAAGAAAGUCAAGAUCCAUCUAACGUGCAGAACAACACAGAUAAUGCAAAGCUAGACCUGAUGGCUGCAUUAAGGGAUGAGCAGACAAGUCUUGAUGAUCGGGACUUGUAUAAUGAGCCAAACGCUGAGGAGGAUGUCAAUGGCGGAAGCAGUCUCCUGUCAGACAUGUCGGCAAUGGAUCUUUCUGGCAAUUCAGAUUCGGUUGUGGAUUCUUCAGAGGCAAGUAUUUGCAGCAUAAAUAACAGUCAGUGGGAGAAUAGAGGCUGUGGUGAGUCUGGAGAGGAAAAUAUCAGUUCAGAUCUGGAUGAGGAGGACGGAGAGAGCGGCCGCCGUUCUCCGAUCCCCGAGCUCCAACUCCGAGACUACCAGCAGGAAGUGGCAGCUCCGGCCUUGGAAGGCAGAAACAUUAUCAUUUGCCUUCCCACGGGAAGCGGGAAGACCAGGGUGGCUGUCUACAUUACCAGACACCAUCUAGACAAACUGAAGAUGCAGGGGAAGACAGGGAAGGUUAUUGUGCUCGUUAACAAGGUGCCGCUCGUUGAUCAGCAUUUCCGUAAGGAGUUUAACCCCUUCCUGAAGGACAAGUACAGCGUGAGCAAGAUAAGUGGUGACACCCAGCUGAAGAUCUCCUUCCCCCAGGUGGUGCGUGAGUACGACAUUAUCAUCUGUACCGCUCAGAUCCUGGAGAACCAGCUGGUGGAAGCCACAGAUGGGGAAGCAAAUGACCUAAAAAUAUCAGACUUCUCGCUGAUUAUCAUCGAUGAAUGUCACCACACGCAGAAGGAAGGUGUGUACAAAAGCAUCAUGACAAGAUACAUUGAGCAGAAGCUGAACAACAAGAAGGAGAUUGACGUGAAGCCACUUCCUCAGAUUCUGGGACUGACGGCAUCGCCAGGCGUGGGUGGUGCCAAGAAGAGGCAAAGGGCAGAAUCGCAUAUUUUGCAAAUCUGUGCAAAUCUUGAUGCUUAUAAGAUAAUGACUGUGAAGAAAUACCUGACACAGCUGAAAGACCAAGUGAAGGAUCCUGUCAAAAAGUUGGAAAUAGCUGAAGGAAGAACAGAGGAUCCUUUUGGAUGCAAGAUCAAAGAUAUGAUGUUGAAAAUUCACACGUUUCUUGGAAAAGGUGCCACCUCAGACUUUGGCACACAGUCGUACGAGCAGUGGAUUGUUCAAAAAGAGAAAACAGGAGCGAAGACCGAGGAUCGAAAACUACGAGUCUGUGCAGAACAUCUAAGAAAAUAUAAUGAUGCCCUGAUGAUUAACGACACGAUAAGGAUGGUUGAUGCAUAUAAUUAUCUCACGGUCUUCUAUCGAGGUGAAAAGAGGAAAAAACUUACAGAAGAAGAGGAAGUACCAAAGUCAAAGUUGGAUGACACUGAUAAAUUUCUUAUUACUUUAUUUAAUGAACAACAAGCCACACUUGAAAGCCUUGCCGGAAAACCUCAGUACGAAAACGGAAAACUGACAAAACUACGAACAUCGAUACUUCAGGAAUUCACCAAAAAGCGAAAUUCAAGAGGUAUCAUAUUCACAAAGACCCGGCAAAAUGCACAUGCUCUGCAUGAGUGGAUGGAAGAGAUUGAAAAGUUUAAGGACGUUGGAAUCAAGGCACAUUAUUUAAUUGGAGCUGGUAACAGUAGUCUGUUCAAGCCCAUGACUCAGAAUGAACAAAAGGAGGUGCUGAACAAAUUUCGUGACGGAGAAAUAAACCUUCUGAUUGCAACCACCGUGGCUGAAGAAGGUCUGGAUAUCAAGGAAUGUAAUUUUGUAAUCCGUUAUGGCCUCGUUACUAAUGAGAUCGCCAUGGUUCAAGCUCGCGGAAGGGCUCGGUCCGAUGACAGUACGUAUGCCCUUGUAGCGCAUGAGGGAUCUGGGGUCCUAGAACGUGAGAACGUAAAUGUUUAUCGCGAAUCCAUGAUGUAUGAAGCAAUUCAGAAGGUGCAGGAAAUGCCAGAAGAGGAAUACAAGGAACAGAUAGAUGAAAAGCAGUUGCAGAAUAUAAUGGAGCACAAAAUGAAAAAGAUGAAGAAUUUGGGGAAGAGAAUGAAAAGCGAUCCUUCCAUUGUGACCUUCCACUGCAACACUUGUAGCACACCGGCCUGUACGGGACAGGAUAUUCAAGUGAUUGAAAGCAUGCACCAUGUGAAUGUCACAGAUGAGUUCAAAGAUUUGUAUGGUGUGCGUGAAAAUCAGGCCCUCCAAGAAAAAUGUCUCGAUUAUCAAACAAAUGAAGAGAUUUAUUGCAGGAACUGUGGUCAGUCUUGGGGAACAUUGAUGGUUCAUCGAGCAGUGAGUUUACCUUGUUUGUCCAUCCGAAAUUUCACUGUGUCUAACAAUGAGACGAAUGACGGAAAAUCUACAUAUAAAAAAUGGAGAGAAGUUCCCUUCAAGCUGCCUAGAUUUGACUACAUCAAAUACGUUGAAAGCCACUGAUAAGACUUGCGAUGGGAUUCUCUAUGUUGUAAAUGCCUUGCACUUGCUUUAAGCUGAAUAUUGAUGAACAAUUGUCUUAAUUGUAACAAGUUCAUGGGUUCAUAAGCCAUAGAAGCAGAUUUAGGCCAUUCGGCCCAUCGAGUCUGCCAUUCAAUCUUGGCUGAUCGAUCUUUCCCUUUCAACCCCAUUUUCCUGCCUUCUCCCCUUAGCCCCUGACACCCAUACCAAUCAAGAGUAUGUCAAUCUCCGUUUUAUCAACACCCAAUGCCGUCUGUGGCAAUAAAUUCCACAGAUUCACCACCCUCUAAAGGUACAUCCAUUUAUUCUGAGAAAGCCUAUUGGUCCCCACAUCUUCUUGAUGUGCUUUCAUUUCAACACUGGCUGUUUUCUCAGGUGUUUCAUGUCUGUGCUUUUUGUAAGAUGGAGGAGUGAUGAGCAUCAAAUGUUGCCUUGGACAAUCAUGAGGUGAAGAUGAAACCUAAAACCAGACUUCAAAGUGGCCUCUACAUGAUUGAGCAGGGCUCACUGUACUGAAUGUGUAGACAGAAGACAAGGUUCAAUGUAUGCAAUAUAGUAUGUGUAGGUUACACUCUGGUAUCCUUCUCUUUGCACUGUCUAGAGUGUAAAGCCACUCUGGUAUCUUUCUCUGCACUACCUGUUAUACAUGUGUGUGGCUUGAUGGUACUCAUGUACGAUCUGAUUCAAUUGGGAUAGCAUGCAAACACAAGCUUACUGUCACUGGAUACCUUGGGCACACGUGACAGUAAUAAAUCGUUACCAAUACCAACGAGAAUCACAGUCAAUGGAUUGAGUGUUAUCCAGGGCAUGGAAUCGGUGCCUUGGAGAAGUUGAUCAGUCGCUGGGAACAGAACUGGACACAACUGGUGGAACAAAGAGUGUUUGUGUCUCUCUCGGAGCAAGAUUUAUGAUGAUACGAUAUGAAUGCAGACUCCAGGGGAAUAAGUGAUUGACACUGACAAAUGACGAAGAACAGUUGUUUCAAUCUGCUACUUCUCUGAGGCUGUUAGCGUGUCUUUGCAGCAAUGGAAAUAUAAAUGUUUUGUGAUUAAAAGGAGUUUCUUUUUUGGU
Molecule: messenger RNA, 4241 nt
Organism: Amblyraja radiata (thorny skate)
Lineage: Eukaryota; Metazoa; Chordata; Chondrichthyes; Rajiformes; Rajidae
Gene: ifih1
Product: interferon induced with helicase C domain 1
Exons: 16
Coding region: 87-3152 (1021 amino acids)
Biological process (GO): MDA-5 signaling pathway; antiviral innate immune response
Cellular component (GO): cytoplasm
Molecular function (GO): hydrolase activity; zinc ion binding; DNA binding
Source: RefSeq, a predicted model, not a curated record